CAGCGGGAUGGUGCUGUUCAGGAGACAGCAGAGGCCGUAGUGGAGCGAUGGAAGGACGUGUUCAACAAGUUUGGUGUCGACAAGGUGAACGCCAUUUGUACUGAUUCCGCGUCUGCGUAUGUUGCUGCGYCCAAGCUCCUAGCCCAGGAGGAAGUCAAGUACACUCGCAUCACUUGGCUUCCGUGUGCGGUCCAUGUCUGCAACUUGUUGUUGUCAGACAUCGCGAAGGAUGGGCGCGACGGGAGCCUCGGGAAGAGGGAGGACACCAUCAUCAGGGCUCGAGCUGUCGUGCGUUUCAUCAGAGAGCACGGGGCGGCUUUGAGCCUUUAUCGAUGGUUCUGUGCCGCCCACCCCUCUUUCGCCUCCACGGCGGCUGGUGGUUCGAGCUCUGCGCCACCCUCGUCUCAGUGGCGAGGCAGGGAGCUUAUGUACCCUGUGCAGACGAGGUUUGCCACCCACUACUUGAUGCUGGAGAGGCUGUUGGAUCAUCGCAGAGYGUUGGAGGCGUUGAUGAUGAGCGACGAUUGGCUGCGGACUGCAUGGAGGAGGUUCAUUUUUCUGCAGGCCAGAUGGGUGAAGAGGCGUAAUCAGCUUGGUUUCAUCAAGCUGACUCGUUUGGUGGAGAUAUCCACCAACUUGAGAUUGAGUCGUUGUCAGGGGAGGGGUUUUGGGUACGUUCUUCCAUGGGAGGACGCUGAGGAGGAGACAGAGGACGCUAUUCCUCCGCCUCGUGAUGUGGGUGUUCGGUCGGCUGACCGAGUCACCGAGGCACAGCGCGACCAGCAGGUCCAGCGCGGGAGGAACGAUCGCCUUUCAAAGGCACCUCCCAGCGUCGCGACGUAUUUUGGUCGUCGCGCCACGGUGCUCAUGGCGCAUGAGUUGGAGUCGGUGUACGAUCCCGAGCCUGAUCCCAUGGCUCAGGACGCGAUGGAGGACGAGCCGUGGUCCGAUCCGGACGACCUGGCCGUGGAGUCAAAGCCAGGAGAUUCUGAUGACGAUGAAGACGACACUCCUUUSAUCCAGAUUCYGCGUCCUCGCACACGUGCGUCYAYGGCGGCCGCUGYWCCGUCUCCCGCAGCACGCCCUCCUUCGAGUGCUUCAGACGUCUCAGAGCCAGGCUCGACGGACCGUGUCGAGAGCUGUACGCCACACCCUUCRACCGAUCGUCGCGGACAGGGAGGGACUCGCGAGCGUGWCGACGAGGAAGACGACGACGAUGGCGACGAUAGGGAGRGAUAUGAGGGCAGCAGUGAGGACRGACAUGGUGACGACGACGACGACGAGGGCRGCGACGGUGGAYGGGUUGUGGGUGGUUUGCGGAAGGGAGGCAGUGGGCAGGGUGUUGGGGGUGCAGGGYGCACAGGUGGUGCAGGGYGUGCUGGCACAGGAAAAGUAAGGCGAGAGUCGUCCACUCGCACUGUGCAUUGGGUUAAUGAGGAGAGGCCCGCUGAGGCAGCUGUGGUUGCUCCCUCCCCUAUGGAGGUUGCUCCCUCCCCUGCAGAGUUCGUUGUGUCGUCUGCAGAGGGCGCAGUGGCAUCUGUGGAGGGUCCAGGCGGGUUUGUGGGUGGUAGUGGCGAUGCGGGAGAGGUUGGGAGGCCAUCUGCACAGGUGGGUGUCAGUUUCAGCGACAACAUUUUUGAUGUUUCGUUAGGGCAUCCUCCGACACUGGCAGGGGAGCGUGUCGGUGUCGAUGUGGACGCAGCGGCCACACCCGUCAGUCAGAUACUUCGUGACAUACCUUCAUGCAGCACGGGCGACAUCAGUAGUAGCAUGUUGCAAGAGGCAGCAGACGGGGCACCGGGUCGGUCGGGGCAGCACGAGCGUGCAACUGGGGAUGAUGGGGAGUGUCGACAUGUGCAGGAGCGGGUGACAGAGUUAGAGCAGGACAUGAUCGACCGCGAGGAGAGGAGGAGGGCGCAGGGGUUGGCUGGCCGCUGCGAGAUGACGCAGAGUGUUGCAUUGAGGGCACGUGUAGCGCGGAUGCUCGAGACAGGCGUUGAGGCAGGUGAUGCAGAGGGCGAGUGCGGCGCUGCGGGCAUAGGGGAUGCGGGCGAGAGACCUGCGUCGCCAGUUCAGGGUGUUUGCGUAUUGCCUCUCGGUGGGGCCAUGUCGGCGGGGGAGUUGGAGCGGCAGGCACGGGAGGACCCGUUGCAGGCAGAUCGCCAGGGGCGGAUGACCGAGGCGUUGAGGAGACUGAUGGUAGAGGCCUCGACUUACGUGCCUUGCAGUUUGUCAGUGCCAUCGUCCACCACAGGUGUCAGCACACCCACAUAUGUGGAGGGCACAAUCGCGGUAGAGGCGGUACGGGGCCCCUCGCCGACACCCGCCGGGGAGUCUCCUUCUCCUCAGUCACGGAAGAAGAAGAUGAGAGCAGGGAAAAGUCUUAGUACCGUGAGGAGAGUGACGCAGACGAUGCGGGCGAGUCAGCCUGGGUUGGCCAGUUUACAUCCGCGGACACGGGCGAUUUUGAGCGGGGACGGUGUCGCAGACGCAGCAGGAUGGCAGGAGAGGGUCUUCGACCGAGCGACGGAUCAGCCCAUGAGCGCACCUGUUGAGGCGACGUUGCCACAUACUGCAGGGCGUACAACGGGCACCGGCGACCACCCCGAGCACAGUGCGGCCCCCGGGAGGAGCAUGGCUGCACGUAUAUUGCAGGAGGAUGUGAGGGCAGCGACAGCGCAGCGACCGUCACAGGCGCCAGUCGUUUGGGAGUCUGGCAAAGACGAUUUGGAGAUGCCUUAUGUCCAGCGGAGGAGGGUUUCCGUGUACGAUCUUCUUCGACCACACGGAGAGGUUGAGGCGGCGCCACAGGGGGAGGUUCAUGCUCCGGAUACUACGCACGCGCCGGCAGGCGGCACAGGUUGUGGGGAUGGUGUGACAGGUGUGGUGCCGCAGAGGAGGAGGAAGGACAUUGUGGACGACGAUGAUGCAUAGUUCCACCAUUAGUCUUCUUUCAUCCUCUGAUCCGUAGUAGUGUACAGUAUAUUUAGUGCUUGAGACGAGGCGUUGUGUUAGUAGG
Messenger RNA from Chara braunii, 3019 nucleotides. NCBI's taxonomy places the organism in Eukaryota, Viridiplantae, Streptophyta, Charophyceae, Charales, Characeae. The record is from the annotation of a GenBank genome assembly.